AUGGAAUAUCCUGAUACACGAACAGAGGAUGAAUGGCGAGCAAUUUUAAGUCCUGAACAAUUCCGUAUCCUGCGUAGGAAAGGUACCGAAGCCGCCUUUACCGGCGAAUACGACAAGCACAAACCAACAUCCGGCGUCUACCACUGCGCUGGUUGCAAUGCGCCUCUCUAUAAGGCCGAGCACAAGUUUACCUCUGGCUGCGGCUGGCCCGCGUAUUUCGACUGUAUCCCUGGUGCGGUGACGCGACAUGAAGAUCGUUCAUUUGGUAUGACACGGACAGAAAUUGUGUGUUCAAAUUGCGGAGGACAUCUAGGCCAUGUAUUCAAGGGAGAAGGAUAUCCAACGCCCACGGACGAGAGGCAUUGCGUUAAUAGCAUAAGUUUGAAGUUCUCGAAUAAGAAUGGGGAAGGGAAAUAG
Molecule: messenger RNA, 417 nt
Organism: Coccidioides posadasii C735 delta SOWgp
Lineage: Eukaryota; Fungi; Ascomycota; Eurotiomycetes; Onygenales; Onygenaceae
Gene: MSRB2
Product: Peptide methionine sulfoxide reductase B2, chloroplastic
Biological process (GO): protein repair; response to oxidative stress
Molecular function (GO): peptide-methionine (R)-S-oxide reductase activity
Source: RefSeq, a predicted model, not a curated record